GAACCGACUCAAAACCCCACCGCUAAUUUAGACCGUUCCCACGACCGCGUCUACGAAUGCACAACCGACGUAGUGAGGGCGGUAAUGUCACUCUCUCAAGGCGUUCAACAAGCCGUAGCGGAGCAGUACCUCGAACUAGUCAAGAAGGUUGGAAUUGAGCUGAGAUCGCUGCUAGCCAGCGUCGACGAGAUCGUUUCGGCUUUCCCAGUAGCCGCCCAACGGGAAGUAGAGAUGGCUCACAAGGUUUUAUCCAAAGAUAUGGCGGAGUUGGUGAACGCCAUGAAGUUAGCGCAGCAGUACAGCCACACGACUUUAGAUGCUGAAUACAGAAAGGGCAUGUUGGGAGCAGCUCAUGUCCUCGCUAUGGAUUCGAAAAACUUAUUGGACGUAGUGGACUCCAUCAGGAUUCGGCAUCCCCAAAUAAACCAACAACUAUUCAAAUCUAUCGAAUCUCUUUCGGAAUCUGAUCACAUCCAAGAUGAGGCACAAAAAAUGCCGGUUCCAUCCCAAUAUGUCAUGUUGUCCCCUACACCUGUAAGCUGUACCUUUGUGCAGGCACCCCUUUACACAAAUAACAUCCAGUCGUCGUCUUCGUCUAAUUUGAGUACAAACGUCUUGGAUAGUUAGUUUGAACGAUAGGGAAUGAAACCAGGUUUGUAGUUGUGUUGGGGAGAUCUGAAGUGUUGUAUUAUAUGGCGGCUGAGCUUUUUCGGUAUAUCAAAACUGUUUUUGUCCAAAAUUACAGGUGACUCAUUUAUAAAUGAAGCAAAUAAUUUUACUUACACUUUAUCUAUGAAACCUUCCUGAAACUCAUUUAAAUCAAUUCAUGUUCCAUCGUGUCAAAAAGUAAGUCUGGACAAAAUUAUUCAAAAUAAGUGUUAUGAAGUUGAGCUGCUUGAAAUUGGAGUAUUUUGGUUUUGAUGAAGAAAGGAACGAUAAAAUAAGGUUUUUUUGGAGAUUUCUGGCAAAUUUUCAAUUGAAGUCUUUCUAGGUGAUGGAAUUAAGAGCAAUAAAUAUUGCAAACAUCAUUACACUUCCCUAUUUCAAUAUUAUCAAUGCAUUGCAGUAGAUUUCACAUAUAAUAGGGAGAUGUACAAAAGAAUAAGGACUCUGGAGGGUGCCAGUUCCAAUCAAAAUUAUUCAUAUAUUGUUGUUCAGAUGAUGAUGGUUGAAGGGUUAUUACUGUUUUUGUUUUUUGUACAACAUACUAAAUGCAUUAACCAAAGAAGUUUGUGUCAUAAGUUUUUUUAACCGUGGUCUGCAGGUUUUUUACGCAUGUUUCGUCUACUACUGUGGUAACGGUCGUAACGGUCUGUGUGUUUGACCUAACAAACAAAUUAAGUAGAACAGUGGAAAAAAGCCACUUGAACACAACAACUUUAAAACUUAUUAUUAUAAUUCAAUUAAAUGUUGCCAUCAACUUUCCUUCAGAAGGUUAUAAGCAUAAGAAGUUACAAGCAAAAUUAUGCUGCAGACAAUGUGACUGUUGCACUUUUGAAUCACUGUGGGACAGCAUACUGCAGACUCCCUACACUGACAGGUGACACGAAUACAACGAUUCACUCGCGACAUCAAUUUCACCAAAAUCACUUUUACGAACAGGAGGAAACAACAUGGCAUCUGUGAGUUGGUAUAGAUUCUACUAAUAUCAUGUCCAAUUGGAUUUUGAUAUGUCAUUGAUUUUGACUUUACGACUGUGCUAUUGAAAUUAUUAGUUUCGUGCGGUUUGUAUUGGUGUUGUCUCAAAAAUUUGUUGCAAUAUUUUUUCAAAUGUAUCUUAUAUGUCUAAUGAUUUUCAAACUAGUAAUAUUAAGACGAAGAAACUACUGAAGAAGAAUUUAAUUGAAUUCGAAACGUCUGCAAGAAAACAAUUGUUUUAAAAAAAUUGAUUCUGUAACCCAACCAACCUUUUUACAGAAAAAUAAUUGGAACACUAAAGUAGUUAACAAAAAAUAUUUAGUUUGAUUAAAUUUUGUUGAAUAACAUAUCAGUGAAUAAAAGAAAUGAUGGGUGUUUUUCAUAGAUUUCAAAUUAUAUGCCAUCAGAAUCAUCAUGCCUUAAAUUCAUCUCCGGAAUGUUUUUGAAUUGUUUAUUCAUCGGCGUAUCCUUGUCAUUCAAUUCUGAAAUUUUGACAUGAGAGCAUAUUGACAUAAUUUUCACAAUAUAGCAAACGCACAUUUGUUUGUUUGUCCGACAAUAUGAUAUGUGCCGUAUAUUAUUCAAUGUUUGUUAUAUAUAACGAGGAAUUGACAACCUUCUCAUGACAAAGCUCAAAAAGUUUGUAUUAUGUUUAGUUCACAGUAGGUAGAUCUCGACUACUUGCUUUGAAAAAAAUUAUUACCUAUGAUGAAACUAAUGAUAUGUAACCAAUUCUUCAAAAAACACAUUUUGCGUUUCGUGUUGUUUAAUGUAUAAGUUUUAAAAUGUCCUUAUAGGACGAAACUGCAGUAAUUUCAGUUACAAAUAAAAGUGGUAAAAAAACAUAAAUUUUCAUUUCUCAUUUUACAUUUUGUGAAAAGAUUUCCCAUUCUGAUUUGAUAACUUUCAUUAUUUUCUUUGAUCAGUAUCAAGUUAUUUUAAUAUAUAUUACUGAUCUUCACAAGAGAAAGAACCUUAAUAAAUGAAAACUAUAUAGUCAAAAUCAAUAUUGAAUAGGACUAAUCGCAACGGUUUCUAUGGUGACCCCCCUGAAGUACAUCUGUGGUAGGUAAAAAAACAAGUGAUGUGAUUUCAAUAAACAAAAUGAAUCGAUCCCUUUGCCUCCAGAAAAAUCAAUAAUACAUCAGAUGGAAUUUUCAAGUGUAUUAAUUAUUGACUGAUAUAUCAAAAACCACUUUUAAAAUGAAAUCGUGAUAGAUGAAAUUGUUCAUUUCCUCUUAUUACUUAGUCUCAUUUUUCAAAAUGGGUUUUUACUUUUUCCAUAACACUUAUCUCAUCAUUUCAUACUUCUACAAAUAAAAAAGUAAUUUCAAGUAUGACAACACACCCUACAUCAAACUUUUGAAAGAUUAUCGGAGCCUUCUUUGUCACUUUAGGUGCAGGUCUUCGUCAUUCAGCAUCUGUUGACAUCGAGUCUUUAAUAAGGUUUUUCUAUAUAUUGAGUUUCAUUAAAAUUUUUGCCAGAAGUCUCCUGAAACCCAAAACCAAUAGUAUUCAGUAAUGACCUUAUAGGUUUUGUAUUUGCUUCUGAAAACUGACAGUUUAGCAAAGUCCAUCAAUUAGGUAGGCAAUGAAAUUAGGUAUAAUAGAAAUAUUUAUUAUAUGUCUUGUUUAAUUUUCAUUGACCCGAAUGAGAAUAAUAAAAUAAUUGUUGUAAACAAUUCGAUUCCUGCAGCAGCAUUUAUCAUUUCCCAUUGAAUGGGAAAACUGUUUUCCAUUUGGGUUUAUUUCUUGUUGCCUUCAACAAAUUUGAAAUAAACCAAUACAUAUCAAACAUCAAUAUUUCUAUUUUCAUCAUAAGUGAGAGUGGAAAACAGUUGGAACUUUAAUAAUGUGUUCACAUUUUACCGUUUAUUUUGAGAUUUUACUUGUAAAAAAAUCAUCUCUGUUGAGUUUUCCUCAUGUUUUAAAUUCAUGUGAAAAUUAAAGAUUUCACGAACACCUCAGUU
Messenger RNA from Leptinotarsa decemlineata (Colorado potato beetle), 3608 nucleotides. It is a transcript of the gene Fak, whose product is annotated as protein tyrosine kinase 2 Fak. NCBI's taxonomy places the organism in Eukaryota, Metazoa, Arthropoda, Insecta, Coleoptera, Chrysomelidae. Gene Ontology annotation, cellular component: focal adhesion; cytoskeleton. The record is from RefSeq and is a predicted model, not a curated record. Gene Ontology annotation, molecular function: ATP binding; protein tyrosine kinase activity. Gene Ontology annotation, biological process: protein phosphorylation; signal complex assembly.